AUGUCGUUGCGGCAAAAGGCUGAGGCCCUCAGGCAAAAGAUUGAUAAUCUCCUCGUGACUGGAGGCGAGAUAGCGGUUCCAAUUCUCAGGAUCGUCAAUGCUACCGCUGAUUGGUGUCGCCCUCUAAAGAUGGUGACUGGCGGUGCACUCUCCAUCCUCGACGAGGUUAAGAAGUUCAAGGAGAACAAGAAGGAAUGGGCUGAUUUUGGUGGAUACGUAGUUAGCACUACGGCCAAGGUAGUUUCAGCCAUAAAGUCUUAUGAUGUAUCAGCGAAAGAGGCAAGUUCAUGGGUGGAGGGUGUCACAGAGCUUGGGAGCGCACUGCAGGAAAUCCAGUCCGAAAUUGAACGAAGACUUCGAAAAGUAGAGGAACGGUCAGCUGUAAGGAAUGUAUGGUCCCACUACCGAGACCCUGGAAGAAUUGAGGGCCUAAAGAGAUAUUUUGGCGAAGCGUUGGCAUCGUUUGAGCUUAGGACGAAUUUAACAAUUGGUAUCAAAUUAUCGACGAUCGAGGACAGCUUAGACCGUCUGGAGUGCGACCCAAUCCUCAAUAGUCUCCGAUACCCUCAAACCGCCCACCAUGAUUCAACAGAGGCGUGCCUAGAAGGCACCAGGGUUGAUCUCACGGAGCGUGUUAUGGACUGGUGUCGUAACACUGGGGAUAACGAGAACCGGCUGAUGCUACUGACCUCUCUCGCUGGUGCUGGCAAGACUUCGAUUGUGCACACGAUUGCAGAUAGAUGUAACAGGGAGGCUAUCCUAUUGCUGUGCUUUUUCUUCAGAGCAGGCGAACAGGCACGGCCGGACUGUUUAUUCAGCGGCAUUGCUCAAGCUCUAGCGAGCCGUGACGCAGAUUACCGUACUUCCAUUAUCUCUGCCCUUCGAAAAGACCCCACCCUCUCAACAGCUUCAUUCGCGAUGCAGUACCAGGAAUUGGUAUCUUCACCUCUUCUUCAUAAACCUCCGCCUCCCAGCCAUCCUAUGGUGGUCAUCAUCGAUGCUCUAGACGAAUGUGACGAAGAAGCAUAUCAACCCCUUGCUAAGAUUCUCUGUGAAGAAGUUCCCAAGUUACCGUCUUCCAUCAAGUUUUUCGUUACUUCGAGACAUGUUGAUCUUGUUAAUCGCUCCCUCUCACGCCAUUUUCCUAUCGAUCACCUCACCAUUGAUCUCCUGGAUGACACAAAUAUACAUGACUGUGCUGCGUACAUCCGUUUCCAGCUACAAGAGCUUAAGAAUUGGCAUCCCGAUUUAGCGCAUAAACUCCAGGACAAGGAUAGUGUGGUGCAGGAGAUCUUGGAACGAGCGGGUGGCUUGUUUAUUUGGAUCAGCACCAUCUUUCGCUACAUGAAGAAGCCUAGGAAGAAUCCUAUGAGAACACUGGAGAGACUGCUCGACACCGGUACCAAACGAUCAAAGGUGCCCACUGAGAAGAUGAUGGAUGACCUGUACACGAGGAUUCUGAAGAAGUUUGAUUGGGAGGAUGAAGAUUUUGCACACGACUACCCGAUUGUAAUGGGAGGGAUCUUCGUUGCUCAGCAGCCUCUAUCCAUCACAGCCUGGGACGCAAUUUUGUCACCUUUCCUCGAUUCUUCUGUUCAAUAUGUGUUGGCCGAACUUGCUCCUCUGCUCUCAGGAGUGGAGGAUUCCCACAUUCCGGUUCGCAUCUUACACCAAUCUUUCCGCGAUUUUAUUGUCGAUCGGAUCGAUCCCCAAACAAUCAGCUCCCAUUUCACUCCGAUAGUGGUGGGGGUGGAGAAUGCUAGGGUUGCCCUGCGAUGUACUGGGAUUUUGAACGAGGGUCUCUGUUCUGUAAAGGGCUUAGGGCUGAUUGAAAACUUGCCUGACAAAGAUGAAAUGCCGCGCAUUCUUCCAAAGGAGUUAUCUGAGCACUUUUGUUAUGCAUGUCGGCAUAUUGUCCAUCACCUCAGUGGAGUCCAGGAACCAUCACAAGAGCUUGCUGGGUCCGUUGUUGUGUUUCUGAGUCAGGAAGCAACUCGGUGGGUGGAAGUCUGUGUGAGAAUGGAAAGCUAUGUCAGUAUCUCGUUACUCCCUGAGUGGGCUAAGUUGGCUGUUGACCACAGGGCUGUUAGUGCACUGGCUAAAGUGCUUGACCGGCUUCCGUGGAACCUGGGAUUUUUUUCAAGAUUCCAGGAGGCAUAUGAGGCAGCAAAUGAUUGUGUGGCACUCUGCCAUUGCCUUUUUUCUGUGGACUCAAGUUUCUACACCCCGCAUUUGGCCGGGUCACUCGAGAGUUUAUAUGUUACCCUUUGCAAACUCGGACGGCACUUGGAGGCACUCCCAUUCAUUGAAGAAAGUGUCAAACUCUUCCACCAGCUAGUUGCCAUUAACCCAGGAUCAUACACCUUGCAUUUGGCCGACUCACUCAACUGUUUAUAUGUUGCCCUUUUCAAACUCGGACGGCACGUGGAGGCACUCCCAUUCAUUGAAGAAAGUGUCAAACUCUACCACCAGCUAGUUGCUGUUAAUCCAGGAUCAUAUGUUCCAAAUUUGGCUGGGUCACUCAUUAAUCUAUAUAAUGCUGUUUCCAAUCUCGGACGGCACUCGGAGGCGCUCCCAUUCAUCGAAGAAAGUGUCAAACUCUACCGCCAGCUAGUUGCUGUUAAUCCAGGAUCACACACCCCAAAUUUGGCUGGGUCACUCAACAAUCUAUUCGAUGCUUUUUCGAAUCUCGGAUGGCACUCGGAGGCACUCCUAUCCAUUGAAGAAAGUGUCAAACUCUACCGCCAGGUAGUUGCUGUUAACCCAGGGUCAUACACCCCAGAUUUAGCUAGGUCACUCAACAAUCUGCAUACUGCUCUUUUCAAUCUCGGACGGCACUCAGAGGCGCUCCCAUUCAUUGAGGAAAGCAUCAAACUCCAGUGCCAGUUAGUUGCCGUUAACCCCGGAUCAUACAUCCCAGGUAUGGCCAGGUCACUCCACAAUCUAUCUGCUGCUCUUUCCAUUCUCGGACAGCACAUGGAGGCACUCUUUUUUGUUGAAAAAAGCAUUAAACUCUACUGCCACCUAGUUGCUGUUAAUCCAGGAGCAUUCACCACACAAUUGGCCAACUCACUCAAUCUACGUGAUGUUCUUAUCAAUCAUUCCAAGGCACACAUUUGA
This is a messenger RNA of Cantharellus anzutake, 3120 nucleotides long. RefSeq lists its product as uncharacterized. Lineage: Eukaryota; Fungi; Basidiomycota; Agaricomycetes; Cantharellales; Hydnaceae. Gene Ontology annotation, molecular function: protein binding. The coding region runs from base 1 to 3120 and encodes 1039 amino acids. The transcript has 5 exons. The record is from RefSeq and is a predicted model, not a curated record.